Molecule: messenger RNA, 2008 nt
Organism: Dermochelys coriacea (leatherback sea turtle)
Lineage: Eukaryota; Metazoa; Chordata; Testudines; Dermochelyidae
Exons: 16
Coding region: 508-1674 (388 amino acids)
Molecular function (GO): protein binding
Source: RefSeq, a predicted model, not a curated record
CUUACCAUAGGCAGCACGAAGCCCUGGUUGUAGUCCGUGUGCUCUCCGAUCAGGUUCACCCUGCCGGGGGCUGACACCGCGACCUCAGGGUCCGCCCCUGCAAAGGCCCCUCGACUUGGUCUAGUUACCUCUCAGGAGCCAGGCCUGAAGCAAGGAGUGAGUUUGCUUUCCUCCUGGUGUUUAACAUUGACCUUAUAUCUCUGGGGGCUGAGCAAAUGGUUUGGCCACGUGACUUGAACUUGGUCUGUUCAUGGACCUUCCUGCCAAAUAGAACAACCUGAUGGUAACAAACUGACUGUAGAGUUAUUCCACAAGCUGUCGCUCUAGCUCUGGUUAAAAAUACCAGCUCAUCAAGACCAGUCCCGUUAGAGGAUGAUGUGAACAGGUGCCCUCAGCGUUCUGCUUGCCUCCCACUUUCUCACAGCCCGCAUCCUUGCCAUCAAGGAGGGGAGCAGCCUGUGCACUGAUGUCUCUCCGCACCUAGCCCCCUUCUGCGAGAUCCUGGAAAUGAUCCUUCGAAAAGGAAUUAAACAGCCGGUGCUGGGCUUCAAGAGACGAGAUUAUUGGCACUGGUUAGAGCAGCUUCCUCAGCAGGAUACCUGCAGCGGGGUGACCCCCUUAUCAAUCAUGAUAGAGAAAGCCAGUUCCUGUGAGAAGGUGCUGACAGCGCAGGGACGAGGGCGGUACUUCAUGCGCCUAGCUUUAAAUCAGAAGUUACUAGCUACUGCCAUUCAACAGCUGGCUCGGAAUCCAACACUGCUGGAGUGUUACGAUCCUCUGAUCUCAGUGCUGGGAAAUGAAGAUUUCAUGGAGCCGUUCCUCUCACUGAUGCUGGUGGUGUCAGAGAUGAAUUUCUCCCUGGAUCUGCAGAAUUCCAGUUUCUUGGAUGAAAGUUGGCUGCUGCCGGUUUGCAUGACCUAUGAGACUGUACCCUGCAGAGAACUGGGGAUGGUGCUCAGGUACUUGGACGGUCGGAUCUUCGUCAUCGAGGUGCUUCCCGAGAGCCAGGCAGAGGUGGACGAGGUGGUGCUGGCUGGAGACGUCAUUGACGAGAUCAGUGGUUUUUCCCUGAGAAACGCACGCAACGGACAGGCAGGGUCUGUGCUGCAAAAGCUGAAGGGCAAGCCUCUGAGCUUCCGCAUGAUCCGGUGGAAGUGGCACGACGGAGGGAUGUACAAACCGCUGCUGCCCUACCUGACAGUGCUAAGGGAAAAGGUCCCCAGCUUCCAACUCCAACAGGAGCACAUACACAAAGAGGAGAAGGAGGAGCGGUGCCUGCAAGGGGACAGGCUACUGUACAACCUGCGGUACCUGGGCCAGGCCAAUGUAGGAAAGUACGGUGGCAAAGAGGUGCUGGACAAAGGCAUACCCACGGUAUUAGAGCAGCACCUGUGCCCACGGGAAGUUUUAUUUGACGUGAAAGAAACUGAAGUCUUCAUACAAGAGAAAACCUCUUCCAAGGUUCUGUUCCAGUACCCCUAUCCAGAGAUCUCCUGUGUGGGUCGCCGGCUGGACAGCAACAAUCUUUUUGCCUUCUGUGUUGGGGUUUCACCAGAGACCCCCGAACACACUACCUUUGACUGCCUUGUGUUUGAAUCAAAUUCUGAGAGAGAAUGUGAAGAAAUUAUCAAGAGAAUUGCUGCUGGAUUUAAACACACUGAAUGGUUUGUCUGAUGAGAAGGGGGAGUGAUGGCUCUAACUCAGAGCAUUCUCAGGGCACUCCAGUGACCCACAUUUGGAGCCCUGGUGACAAUUCCAUCCUAUUUUCAGAUGUUAAGACCUUGACAACGGAUUAAGAGGCUGUUUUCACCUGUAACGAACUGAAUUUAGGAUUUUAUUUUUAAACUGUCAAUUUUGGAAGGAAGCGUUUCAAAUGCAUUCUGUUCUAAGCUAUCAGUCUGAAGGCCAAGGCUAACUUACUGCCCAGUCUCAACAUCAUAAACUGUUCUUUCUUUAAAAAAAUUCCCCAUGGAGAAUUUCACUUGUGGAAUAAAAGAUGGGAGUAACA